GGAAAUCUUGUGCAGAAACGUUGUUACCAAUCGAACUUGACUCCAUGUAAUUAAAGAUGGCUUUCAUUGGAGAAACAAUUUAUGAGGAUUACUUAUAUCGGUUCACAGGCAAGAGUCGUUCCAUUCUUUGGGGUAAGGGCAACCCCUGGAGACAGAAAUACUUCAUUAUCAAAAGAGUUGGCAAUAAACCAGUGCUAGAAUUCUUCAACAAAAAGCCAAAGACUAGAAAUACUGUACCGAAAGGAAAAAUUGAGUUAUGGCCAAGUUUCCGCGUAGAGAAGGUUACAAACAUGAAGAAUCGAGCAUACGUGUUCCAGAUCACAACCCCAGACACAACCAUCUGUUUGUCUACAGAUGAACAAAGAACUAUGGACAUAUUUGUCUUCUUCUUACAGAUACAGACAAGAUUAAAAGAUCAAAUCAGGGAUGACUAUUUUACUGUUCAUCCGGAAAACUCUGAAGCACAGAGACGUAUAGGUGCCAAGGGAACUAACUGUGUACUACAUAUUUCACCAUAUGGUAUUACACUAGCACUUCAGUCAAACAGAGCAGUGCUGGCCCAAUGGCCAUUGAAGAGCAUUCGAUCGUAUGAGAGCUCCGAGCAGGGUCAUCUAUCUAUAGAGGCAGGUCGAGUGGCACCUAUGGGAGAUGGGUUGUAUAUUUAUAGAACAGAGCCUGGGGAUGAUAACCAGAUAUAUGAUUUGAUUGACAGAUACGUUCUUGAUGCACUGGAACAAGUACAGCCUGCUCUGAGAGGAGGUUCUGAGGAGAUUGAAGAUUAUGUAAUAGAAGCCGAGAGGUUAUUGUCCUUGACUGUUGUGUCGGCAUGUACUGCAGAAAAUCCCGACAUUCACACAAUAUUGCGAGAAAAUUGGAGCACAGAUGUACAAACACCACAGGGUUCUUCAAGACCACGACAAAUUGUACAUACCAGAUUAACAUCUGCUGAAUCUCUGGGUAGUUUAAAUAGCCAAAAUAGUUUCACAGGUCCACAGUCUGUCCCGGCACGGCUGAUUCAUGAGACCGGCUCAGCCAGGAACUCUCCUCAGGUACCCAGGUCAUUGCCAGCCUUCCAGAACUCACCUAGUCUAGGGUCUCGAAGGGGAUCAAACCAGAGUCAACCUAACCUUGCUGACAGGCCUCCAGCACCCCCACCACCUCCAGCAUCUUCAAGCAUACCCUUAAAAAUUCCACAGCGAUCUGCCACCCAGUCCAGCGGACAUUAUCUCAGGAUGAACUCAGCAGCAAGCAGAACAUCAGGCAGUUCUGGUUCCCCAUUUACACCAACUUCAGCUGACUGGGUUCCACCACCUACGUUCAGAGAUGCUAUGAGACAGAAAUCUACAUCUCCAAUAUCUGAGAAUGGACCCUACAAUCCUGAUUCUUACCUGACACCUACAUCACCAGGAGCCAUAACUACAUCCACGCCAAAUGACAAGUUUGCAGGUGCUAGACCAAUGCUGAAAGACCAGUAUCUUACUCCACUAUCAGUCUCAGAGGAACAGACAGCUGUCAAAAGCAGUAGUACUGUGAGACAUACAGAAGGAAAAGGAAGUGCAAAAGUAGUGAAAAAGGAAUUAAAACUAUCGCCGAAGCAUGUUGGUCAAAGUGAACAUGAAAAUAAAGCCAUUUCCACUUCCAGAGUUCGGUCUAGGCGACUAAGGUCAGCUAGUUGCGAGGAUCUGAGUGAUUAUUUGAGGUCAGUAGUGUAUGACCCAAUUUCCAAGAGUAUGAAUGACCUGCUAGAUGAUUCCGAUAGAGAUAAGGAAGAUGAUUAUUUGGGUCCAGAACCGUUUCCUCGGUUACAGUCAUUCUCAGGGGUCAUAGAUCAUGACCAUGGGCAUACUCCAGAAAAUUAUUACAACAUUGAAGGAUUAAAAGGAAAAAUCUAUGAUGGACCUGGUUUGCCUUUCGCAGAACUCAGGAAAAAGUUUUCCAAAAGAUCUCUCUCUAGAAUUCGUAGAUCUGUUUCUAAUCCAAAUUUUAUUGGUUCGCUUAGUCUUGAAAAACUUAAUUUAGCAAGGGUCAGUAUUGGAAUCACAACAUCAAGUCCGAACGAAAGUAGGUCAUCUUCUCUUGCCAACUUAAUACCUGAGGCAUUGAAAAAGCAUCUAAGCAAGGACUCUAGUCAUAAAGGUUCAAGUAGUGCAUUAUCAAGCGGAGCUGCUUCUAGAAAUAGCAGUCUUACCAGUAGUAGAGCAAGCAGCGCUCAUGUAAGCCCCUACAAUAGUCUGGGGAGAAAGAAUAAACACACCCCAAAGGAAGAUAUUGUGGGGUCAACCAGCGUCAAGGGAAUAAACUUAACAAAGAGAAGUCGUUCUUUCCGACGGCACAGACCUGUCGAAGAAGAACAUUCAAAACAUGGACACAGACAUGAAAACCAUUCUGAACAUAAAGCAGACAUGCCAAAUGGGGAAGCAGACGGACACAUUCAAAAUGUUUCAAAUGGCUCUGAAAUGAAGCCCAGUGAUUUAAAUAGUAAAGGUAGACAAGAGACUGCACCUUCAGAAAAUGCCGUUCAGCUGACGCUGUCAGACAUCGGAGCAGACAGUAAACCUACAAAGCCAACACCAAAAAUUGCACCAAAACCGAAACCCAAACCAACAGUACAUGGGGACAAAACAGAAAAUGAAGAAAGUGCCACAUCAGCUUUGUAAGUGUUUGAAUUAUGGAUACUAAGUAAAACAUUUAGCAAUCUCCCAUACAGAGUUGUCUUUCUUGAACUUCUUCAUAAAGCAUUCAUCUAUGUUAAUGUCUAGGCCCAACUUGUUCAAGAAUCUUGAACAAAUGUUAACAUCUGAAAGAUGCGGCAAAGUGCAAAACUCGUCCAGUAAAUGAGACAGUGCCUUAUAUCGUAUUUUCAACCUUGGAUUGACCAAAAAUGUUUAAAAUUUGUGUAAAUCUGUAAGAAAUUAACAGAUGGACAGUAAGUACUUGUUAAGAGUGCUAUUACCUUUUACCUGAACUGGGCAAACAAUUAGCACAUACAGUCACAACCCAGUUUUGAAUUUUUUCAGCGUAUUUUUCUUGGCGCAUCUACCAUUUGAAUUGUAAUGAUAGGGCGUUCUACUGUGGUAACAUGAUUUUUGACAUACUACUUCUCAUAAAUAUUGUUAGAGAUGAAAGUGAGGUCAAGGAUGACAACUCUGUGAAAGAGAUUGUGAACAUUUACAUUACAGUAUACCAGGUACCAUGCUGAGAUUAAAAUUCUUCUAUGUUAACAUUUUGCCAUGUGUGUUGUCAGUACUAUGCUUGUAUGUAAUAAGUGUAUGUAUUUUUCAGUAACUUACAGUGAUUGUAUUCACAGAUAAUUUAUUGUUUCUUUCAAAAUGUUAUUACUGCCACGCAGAGGUCUCUAUGUUGUUGAUACGUGAAAUAGGCCAACAUAAUCAAAUUUUUUAACUGCUUUACUAGCACUUAUGUUCCUUAAUACAUGUAUAUGCUUUAAAUGGGCCAGUAUGUAAUACCACGGCCUUUACGCUGGACCGAUGUUAUAAACUGAAAAUGUUUGAUAUCUAAAACAAGUUUAAGGGUGAACCUUGAGACCAAAAUUCUUCACAGAGUUUUAUUUUGAGCCCAUGUGUGACUAGAGCCAAAAUAUCUUAUUACUUGUACAUGUAUUAUAAAGUGAAUAAUGUUAUUAUUUGUAAAUGUGUGUCAUUCUGUGGUUCAUAGAUUUUACUGUAAAUUUUCUGUAUAAUUGUGUGAUACUGUUAGACAAGUUUUUUUUAAAUAUUUUAAAUGCAUUUAAUGCAGCAGCUAGAAAAUUACAUGUAUAUUACAUUAUUUUCAUACCAACAUAUACCUUCUAUAUCAUAAAGGC
Molecule: messenger RNA, 3823 nt
Organism: Mercenaria mercenaria
Lineage: Eukaryota; Metazoa; Mollusca; Bivalvia; Venerida; Veneridae
Exons: 10
Coding region: 57-2657 (866 amino acids)
Biological process (GO): cell surface receptor protein tyrosine kinase signaling pathway
Cellular component (GO): cytoplasm
Source: RefSeq, a predicted model, not a curated record